AUGAACUCGCUGGCAAGGAUAUACAGGUCGUUUGGCCCCAAGUACAUCGGCAUUGCGUUCGAUUCCCCAGGCUCCAACAGCACUAAACGCGAGGUGUGGCCGGAGUACAAGGCGAACCGUCAGGCAAUAAAGACGUCUUUCAAGAAACAGCUGAUGUGGAUCAAGGAGUUCUGCUCCAUAGUCGGGCUCCCCAUCUUCCUGCGGCGCUCGACGGAGGCUGACGACAUCAUAGCCAGCAUGAUUACCUUCCUGAACGGAGGAGCCGGAAAAGACGACGCGGACCAAUCAGGCGAUGAAGAGGUGCAGCAGAUGCGGCAGAUCGACUUCCGAGUCCCCAACCCGGCGCCUGGAGGCGUUUUCGACCGCGUGGCAGGCGCAUCGGCCGCCCAGCUAGAGCGAAUGGACGCCUCCACUGACAACGGUCUGCAAAAACGCAGCUUCGAUGUGCACGUGCUCACAGCCGAUAAGGAUCUGCUUCAGGUCCUUCAGCACAACGGCGCUGGUAACGUGAACGUGCGUGUCGUGCAGCCGCACAAAAAGUUCCGGCUGGUUGACGAGUCGACCGUUCUUGAGGAGUAUGGCAUUCCUCCGGGGCGUUUCAGCGAGUACCUGGCACUCGUCGGCGACUCGGCAGACAACAUCCCCGGCGUGAUGGGCAUCGGGCCGAAGACCGCCCCCGUGCUCAUCUCCAAGUACGGCUCGUUCAAGGAGAUAAUCGAUUCUGCGGAAAUCGCGAAGAUAGCGCGCCGCGGCGGGAAGCACAGCCUCAGCGUGGAACGCGCGUACGACUUCCACUUGAUCACCAAGCUCCGUGGUGACGUCCCGGUGCUGUCGUCGCUGAGCCAGCUGCGGAAGAAGCGCACGCUCGAGCGGCAGUUCGUGGCGUUCUGCAGGAUGUUCUCGCUGCAGAAAUGCUCACUGCGCUGGCACGACGUGACCCACUGA
Messenger RNA from Babesia bigemina, 945 nucleotides. RefSeq names its product 5'-3' exonuclease, N-terminal resolvase-like domain, putative. Bases 1 to 945 code for a protein of 314 amino acids. The transcript has 3 exons. Gene Ontology annotation, biological process: DNA replication, Okazaki fragment processing. NCBI's taxonomy places the organism in Eukaryota, Apicomplexa, Aconoidasida, Piroplasmida, Babesiidae. The record is from RefSeq and is a predicted model, not a curated record. Gene Ontology annotation, molecular function: 5'-flap endonuclease activity; DNA binding.